AUGAAGACGUCGAUAGUCAUCUACUUGAUUCUUUUCCUGUUCAUUGGCUGGUUGAAUGCAAGUCAUGUUUAUCAUAAUACGCGACACAAACGAACAUUAAAUACGAUUUUAUCACGAAUUGCUUCCAUUGGUGCAAAUGAUGAUGAUAUAACCAAAUUAUUCAAUACCGAAUAUCAAUUUCCAACCGGAUACAAUGGUGGUACAGAUAUUUUAUCACAAUAUCGUCUUAUUACCAAAAACUUUCUCAAUUCUCAAAAGAUCAGAUGA
Adineta ricciae is the source of this 267-nucleotide messenger RNA. The record is from the annotation of a GenBank genome assembly. NCBI's taxonomy places the organism in Eukaryota, Metazoa, Rotifera, Eurotatoria, Adinetida, Adinetidae.